UAUCUAUCGCGGCCUGUGACAGCUAUUGUAUUAGAUGUUCAGUGGUUUAGAGGGAGCUUCAAAUUUAUUGAUAACGAUAACAUGAAUUUGUAUUAAUGGAUGUGUCGUACUCGUUCGGACUAAUCAAUUCCGGGAGAAAUGAACUUCGUUACUUGGUAUUCGUCAGUAGGAACGUAUUCGGUUGAAUAGAAAAAUGUGAAGAAUAGAAAUAAAAGUCAAUGCUCUUGGUACGGUCAUCGUUGAUCAGUUUAUCUAUGAGAGGGAAUCGUGAGUACUUGUCGAAAGGAUUACAAAUCGUGUUAUUCCACAUUUUAGCAGAACUCAGAACUUUUCGAUUUAGUUGCGUGUACAUACGUACUUAGGCCCCAGGCUCUACAUCUUUGUGAUAAUCGCUUCGUAACACAGGGUACGAAACGUCAUUUAAUUUUCACAUAACCUCGAUCCGCUUUCGUUUCGAGCGAACUAUGGUUAUGAUGACAAACAUUAUUGGCGUAUUUUCGUGCGAUUAAUAGUCGGGGAAUCAAUAGGCACCAACGUAAAUCAUGGGUUAUGACUACACGUUUUUUCAUAGAGAAAAAGACGUCCACAAUAAAUGUUACGAUGGGAGAUUGUGGUGUAUAAAAAAAUUGUUUUAUCAUUGCAGGACAUAUGCGGAAUCAUAUGUGCAGUCUUAACGUGGUUGUUAAUAAUUUACGCAGAAUUCGUGGUGAUGGCGGUCAUUCUCAUUCCUACGAUAAACACUCUCUACUCCAGUUUAAACACCGCGAUAUUUCAAUCUUUAACUUUUCUAGCUUUUGCGUCGCAUUUAAGAACGAUGUUCACAGAUCCGGGUGCUGUUCCGAAAGGAAACGCUACCAAAGAGAUGAUAGAACAAAUGGGAUUUAGGGACGGGCAAGUAAUUUUUAAGUGCCCGAAGUGUUGCUCGAUCAAACCAGAUAGGGCACAUCAUUGUUCGGUAUGCCAAAGAUGCAUCAGGAAAAUGGACCACCAUUGCCCUUGGGUGAAUAAUUGCGUCGGGGAGAACAAUCAGAAGUAUUUUGUACUUUUUACCUUCUACAUAGCAGCAAUGUCGUUGCAAUCAUUAUUUUUAUGUAUACAACAAUUUGCAACGUGCGUGAGGCAAGAGUGGAAAGAGUGUUCUACGUUUAGUCCGCCGGCGACGGUCGUGCUGUUGCUUUUUUUGGCUUUCGAGGCUCUUUUGUUCGCUAUAUUUACGGCCGUGAUGUUGGGAACGCAGCUACAAGCAAUAUGGAACGACGAAACCGGCAUUGAACAAUUGAAGAAAGAGGAAGCCAGGUGGGUCCGUAACAGUAGAUGGAAAUCCAUCCAAGCCGUCUUCGGAAGAUUUUCUAUCGCCUGGUUCUCGCCGUUUACUUCGCCUCCGAAGGGGAAGACGAAACAAGAAUCUUAUUUAUAUUCCGUUUAACGCGUUGUUACAACGAGCGGCUCUAUCCCAGGGAUACAUACAUAUUUCAUACUUGUAAAUAGGUGACAACUAUCGCGUAUCGUGAAUUCACGUACAAAUCUAUCGAACAUUUGUACUUUUAUACGGUUAUCUAACGCGUUUUCGUUUCAUCGCGAUCAUUUUUAAGGGGUACUUAAAAGGUUGGAAAGUAAGGGAACCAAAAGGGGGAGAUUUUUUAACUUGCAGACGUGGAACAAAGCGAUUCUUUUCCAAGCACUUUUGUGUUCAAUCAUUUGAAAUCAUCGUACAGCGAUCAUUUCUCUUUUCCACCGAUCUAUUUACUCGUAAUACUGGACAAUGUUUAUCGUGCUAGCGUAAUUUAUAUCGUAAAAGUAGAGUAUGCGCCAGUAUUAUACGAUGCGACGAGGUCGAUGUUUCGCACCGUUUUCAACAAGCGUAUAUGUAUGUACAUGUAUAUCGCACAUUGUGAUAGUAACGUAUCGCGUUUACCACGUGCUUGCUUUAUCCGUUGUGAUUCGAAAACCUAAGUCUCUCAGUUUUUCUUCUCGAUUGACGACGCAACGAUAAGUUCCGACGAGACAAUAAUCUCUAUCGUCAUCGUUACCCGAUGAUUCGCGGCAGCAACGACCCUUAUAGGAGAACCUUACGCACGUAUACACUCAUUACUUGGUCUCUUCAGACCUGACAUACCGACAGCUUUCAUUUUAUUCCCCGUUUUCGUACGCGAGCGUACAAUGACGAUACCUGAUGUUUUUCUAUGUAUAAAUAAAUUGUACAGUUUCUCAUAUCCCA
Molecule: messenger RNA, 2218 nt
Organism: Ceratina calcarata
Lineage: Eukaryota; Metazoa; Arthropoda; Insecta; Hymenoptera; Apidae
Product: palmitoyltransferase ZDHHC3
Exons: 6
Coding region: 593-1426 (277 amino acids)
Molecular function (GO): palmitoyltransferase activity
Source: RefSeq, a predicted model, not a curated record